This is a messenger RNA of Callorhinus ursinus (northern fur seal), 634 nucleotides long. RefSeq names its product CDGSH iron sulfur domain 3 (gene CISD3). The record is from RefSeq and is a predicted model, not a curated record. Gene Ontology annotation, molecular function: 2 iron, 2 sulfur cluster binding. NCBI's taxonomy places the organism in Eukaryota, Metazoa, Chordata, Mammalia, Carnivora, Otariidae. Gene Ontology annotation, cellular component: mitochondrion.
CAGCGCGGCGGCAUGGGCGGCGGCGUGGGGGCGCCCCUGCGGCCUGCGGCCUGGUCAUGCCUGAGUACCUUUCAGAAGCUGAACCAGAGGCGGGACAUCUCCUCCUGGCUGAUCCGAUGGUUCCCUAAAGCCCCAGCCAAGUCCGUGGUGGCCCUGAAAACACCCAUCAAGGUGGAGUUGGUAGCCGGGAAAACCUACAGAUGGUGUGUGUGUGGCCGCAGCAAGAAGCAGCCCUUCUGUGAUGGCUCCCACUUCUUCCAACGCACUGGCCUGUCCCCACUCAAGUUCAAGGCCCAGGAGACCCGCACAGUGGCCCUCUGCACCUGCAAGGCCACCCAGAAGGCCCCGUACUGUGACGGCACCCACCGGAGUGAGCGGGUGCAGAAGGCAGAAGUGGGCUCCCCACUCUGAGGGGCUGGCUGCCGUCUAGCCCCAGGCCUCUGGCAGACACCCCAUUUGUGGGGAAGGAAACGGGAGUGCUGAGCCCAAGAAGGGACCACCCAGGGACCCCAGUCCUCAGUGCUGGCUUGUGAAGGGCUUGCUCCCAAUACCUGAGGUCUCUCGGGCAGCCAGGGAACACACCCCUGGCUCAUCACCUGCUGGUGAAGGUGGUAUUAAACACCGUGCCCACCCA